UUUUUAGUGUACGUUGUUGUUCUAAUAAGGAAAUCUAGAUAGUUUAUUGAUAUUUUUAUGACAACGACCCUAAUUUCUUAAUCCCCAGAUUUAGGGAAUUUAGUUUUAUUUUGACAGCUGUCAUUACUAAGAAAGUGCGCGCUUUUAGUAUAAUAAAAUUCGAACACAAAGUGUUUCGUACAUUUAUCGUUUAACAAUCAGUUUUCAUAAUGAGUGACGAUGAUGAAUUGUUGAAUCAAGUGAUGGAGGAAGUUAAUGACAAUCCGGACGAUUUACUGGACACUUUAUUAUCAGUGGCCACUGAAGAAUCAAAAACUACCAAAAAUACUCUCAAAGAAACGAACCUUUUUGAGAAAGAAACAAAUUUAAAUGUACCUAAAGUGACUGGGAGCCUUAUACACGCAGGAGACACCGAUUCCUCUGAUGAUGAGGAUAAUCGUAACUAUGAGGAACAAAAGUAUAAUCAAUCAGGCAGGUCCCUUAAAAAACUUCUGGACGAAAACACCAGUUCUAGUUCUACAAGUAGCCCUACAUCCUAUUUUAGAAAACCAGAAUUUAAAAGCAAUUCGUUAUCGACUAGCUGGAAAACACCUAAGAAUACUUUGGUAGCCCCUAGUACUGCAACUAAACAAAUUGAAAGUAAACCUAGCCAAAAUGUGCAAGGAAAGGUAGAUGUACAUACAGAUCCUAUUUUUGGAUUAAGAAUCGUCAAUCCUCUGGUGUCAUCACAAGUUUUGCGGGAACGAAUGGUGGGCAGAGAGGCAGUUCCAUUUGCAAGAUUAUCUUUGUUCAUCCAAAGACAAUUUAAAGAUAAAGAUUGGGUAAUUGCUGGUGUAAUUGCCAAUAAAAGUGCCGCAAAGACAUCUCAAAAAGGCAGCCAAUUUUGCAUAUGGACCCUGACUGAUUUAAAAACGGAAAUUAAAACAGUCUCAUUGUUCUUGUUCAGUGGAGCUUACAAGAAUUUGUGGAAGACAUCUGUUGGUACAAUUGUGGGAGUUUUAAAUCCAAAUGUAAUGGACAAAAAAGAGGGAUCUAAAGAUGAGGCUACUCUAAGUGUGGACAAUGCACAGAAGGUGAUGAUUUUGGGACAGUCAAAAGAUUUGGGAACAUGCAGAAGUACAAGAAAGAAUGGUGAACAAUGCACUGCAAUUGUGAAUCUCAGCAUUUGUGAAUAUUGCAUGUAUCAUAUCAAGCAAGAGUACCAGAAGUGCAGCAAACGCUCAGAAUUACAAUCUAAUUUCCAAGGAAAGGGUUUGACGGCUUUGCGAAACAAAGUGCUGGGCAAAAACGAGGUGUUUUACGCCGGAAAAUCGUUUACGGCAGUUCCUGCAAAACGUAGUAGAAAAUUGGAAAAGAAGGAUGAAUCCAGGAUGCAGAGCUUAAGCAAAGGUUAUAUGAAUAGUCCUACUGUAACUGGACCUAGGAAGAAAGUGGUGGCUAAUAAUCAGUUGGAAGUUUCACUGGCACAAAGAACAAGGGACAUGGAGUUACUUAAAAAACUUUCUGAAGAUUCCAAGUUGGAUAGUAAAACGGAAUUUAGUGGGGAAAGAUCUUCUGAUCUGACACUUGAGGAAUCUAAAUCCACAGCUACUAGUAUUAUUUCUAAACUAAAAGCCAAAAAUAAAGAGUUACAGCCUCCUCAGUUAACUAGUAAAUAUGACAUGAAAAGUGACCUUAUUGUUAAUGUAGAUGGGAAAAGCAAUUUUAAAGGCAAACUAUCUAGUGAAGUAAGCCUGGAGAGCUCAAAAGCUACUGCUCAAAAUGUUAUUAGUAAACUAAAGGGUAAAACUCAAGACAAAAAGGUGCCAACAGACUGUGGGAAUGAAAAAGAGAAUGUGGUCACAGAUAUUUUUGGUGAAGAUGACUUUGACUUUGAUUAUGAUGAUGACGAUCUGGUGAGCCAAAACAAAAAACACAAAUCCAUAAGUUCUGAUGAUAAACAAAAUAAAAUUAAAGUCACAAAUACCACAGAUAUAACUAAAUCAUCAGUUCCACCAAACAUAACACAAACAAAAUUGAAGGAUAAUGCUAAUCAGAAAGAAUCCACCCAAACUACUCAAAAACCAAUACCAAAUAAAACCCCAACUACUACUACUACUCCAAAACUCACAACCAACCGAAGUUUCCUUUCAGAUCCCGUAACAUCGGACAAACCGAAACUUUCGGGCUGGGGAAGUGGUUCCAUCGACUUAAACCAACCCAUUUCUUUUAGGCAAAUGAACAAGGCGAAGCAGAAUGCGCUUAAGUACAUCCAGCAACAUGGACCUAUUAAAAAAAUUGAUCCCAACAACACCAAAGGUACUGGCCUAAAAAGAAAACUGGAAGAAGUAGCUCCCAGUGUCACUAAACCGCUGAACGAUGCGACUACCAUCGAAUCUGCACCAAAGAAGGUUCGCAUAGAGGAAAAUGCCUUCAUAUCGGACCGUUUCAAGAAAAUGAUGGCUAUGACGUCCAAACACACCGACCUCUUGGAACAAAAAGAUAAUGAAGAACAAGAGAAAUACUUCAACAAAUUAGAGCUUAAGGAAAAAAUGGAAGAGAAGAUGGCGAACACAUUCAAGAUUGCCUGCAAAGCUGUUACAUGCACCGUGUGCAAAUAUACAAGCUUCUCCGCCGCAGAAUUGUGUAAAACGGAACGCCAUAAGUUGAAAGUGACAGACGCAAUGAAGAGGUUCUUUAAGUGUGGAAACUGCGAGAAGAGAACGGCCAGCUUAGAAAUUUACCCCACUAAACUGUGUGAUAAUUGCGGAAGCGGCAAAUGGCUGAAAACUGGCAUGAUAAAAGAAAAAAUAGUUACCGUAUCUAACAAAUUGUCAGUAUUAGGGGGAGAACAGAAAUUUGUUAAUUCGGCGAUGAACGACUCCAAUAUCGAUUUGCUAGUUCCUGAUGACUGAUGUUUUUUUUUAUAUAGUAUUUUGUUAUUUGUUGAAUUAUUUUUUAUUUACUGUAUCUUCUAUUUAGUUUAUGAAUAAAAUACAAACUAUUAAA
This is a messenger RNA of Aethina tumida (small hive beetle), 2988 nucleotides long. It is a transcript of the gene Mcm10, whose product is annotated as protein MCM10 homolog. Gene Ontology annotation, biological process: DNA replication initiation; DNA replication. The record is from RefSeq and is a predicted model, not a curated record. Gene Ontology annotation, molecular function: DNA replication origin binding; single-stranded DNA binding. Gene Ontology annotation, cellular component: nucleus; replication fork protection complex. The transcript has 2 exons. The coding region runs from base 210 to 2894 and encodes 894 amino acids. NCBI's taxonomy places the organism in Eukaryota, Metazoa, Arthropoda, Insecta, Coleoptera, Nitidulidae.